Molecule: messenger RNA, 3813 nt
Organism: Pocillopora verrucosa
Lineage: Eukaryota; Metazoa; Cnidaria; Anthozoa; Scleractinia; Pocilloporidae
Source: RefSeq, a predicted model, not a curated record
UUUAUCUACAGAAAUGAAAUCAGCGUCAUUUCGAAGAGGACAGCCAUUCAGUCAAGUAUUGAUGCCUUGUUAUACAGUGCAACGCCACUGGCCACUCUGGUGUCAGUAAUUAUUAUGGUGCUUACAGGCCAGACCCUCACGCCCGCCAAUGUUUUCAUGCUGCUGUCGUUUAUGGGUGUUCUAAAAUUUAGUGGUAUGUUGAAUAUGACAUCAGGUUUAAUGGUAACGUAUGACGCCUACGUUUCGCUCGGAAGAAUCGAAGAAUUCCUUCUUUUGGAAAAUCUGUUGCAAGCCUCGGAGAGUGAUGUAAGCAACGAGCCUCAACAAAAAGCGGAAAGUACCGCAACUUACUUAAGUCGCAGUUACUUGAAAAAAGAAGAGGAAAAUACGGAGAAAGUUUCCCUCUCUCGUGAAUCAAGAGAAUUAGGGCCUACUAUAUUAUGUGUGUCAAAUUUAAGCUACGCAAAAACGCAUCAUGAAGAUGAAUUUAUUCUUGAGGAUAUCAACUUCUUUGCACCUUCAAAGAGUUUAACAGUCAUCACCGGACCGGUUGGAAGUGGUAAGUCUACUCUGCUCUCAGCGAUCGCUGGUGAAAUUUCGAACACCAGUGGGACGAUUGAUUAUCAAGGUUCUGUCAUUUACUUGCCUCAGACUGCUUGGGUGUUCUCGGGAACGAUAAAAGAAAACAUUCUGUUUGGUCAACCCUUCGAGGAGUCCAAGUACGAAAGAAUAAUCGACGUCUGCGCUCUGAAAGAAGACUUUCAGCGGUUACCUGAUGGUGACCAAACAGUUGUUGGAGAACGCGGAGAGGUUCUGAGUGGAGGACAACAGGCGAGAGUAAGUUUAGCUCGUGCAGUUUAUGCUGACGGAGAUAUUUAUCUAUUGGAUGAUCCACUGAGUGCUGUCGAUUUUAAAGUUGGCCAACACAUCUUUAACAAGUGCAUCAAAGAUCUAUUGGGCGAUAAAAUCGUUCUGUUUGCCUCUCAUCAGCAACAGCACAUGGAAAAUGCUGAUCAAGUGAUUGUGGUUUACAAAGGGCGUGUUCUCGACAAGGGAAGCUUUCCUGAGCUGCACGAAAAAGGUGUUAUCAAUUCAAUUGUUGACCCGCUCUAUAAAGCAGCUCUGAAGGACAAAACGGACUCAUCUGAGCCGUUCUGCUGGGAAGAUAAAGAGGAAGACAAUGAUGCUGAAAAGUGCCAGAAAAUACAUUCUCUGCCCAAUGAAGCGAAGAGUUUGGAGAUAGCAAGGGAGGAUCGUUCAAUCGGAGUUGUGACAUCCAAGCUUUAUUGGGACUAUUUCAGAAGUGGAGCACAUCCUUUGAUGCUAACUGGAAUGGUUGGUUUAAGUCUCAUUACUCAAGCCAUCAUAGUUGCUCCCGACUUGUGGCUUUCGUUUCUUGCAAGGCUAAACCCAGAGGAUCAGAAGAACAAGACUUAUCUAUCUGUCUUCGCCUGUCUGGUUGGCGCGUGUUUUAUAUUUACUAUCGUUCGGGCUUAUGGAUUCUUCCAUGUUUGUCUAAAGUGCGCCGAGCGUCUUCACGAUAAAAUGGUUGUGGCCAUUUUACAAGCACCUGUCCUGUUCUUUGAUUCAAAUCCAGUGGGAAGAAUCCUAAAUCGUUUCUCCAAUGAUAUUGGCUGCGUAGAUGAGAUGUUACCCAAAACAUUCCUGGCGGCAAUGCAGAUGCUCUUGGUGAUAUUUGCCCAAAUUCUGGUAACAGUUGCCACAAAUGUUUGGCUGAUGUUUCUUGUUGUUCCAAUUUCCAUGUUGGUCGGUUUUCUAUCCAAUUAUUACUUGAAGACUGCCAGAGAACUAAAGAGGUUAGAGUCGAUAUCCCGAAGCCCAGUGUUCGCUCAUUUUUCGGAGACCCUGAUAGGACUGGACACGAUUCGUACGAGAGGAAGACAGACAGAUUUUGUGGAUGCACUCUACAGAUAUCAAGAUGUUCAUAAUCAGGCGUAUAUUAUGGUGAUGGCCAGCGGUAGGUGGCUCGGUGCACGUUUGGAUUGUCUCGCUUCCUUGUUAGUCGGUGCAGUUGCUCUGGCUGCAAUCUUGGUAUCUCAAGAUGCCGCUUACGCUGGUCUCGCUCUUGUUUACGUCAUCCAAACUCUGAGCGCGACUCAAUACGCUGUUAGAAAAACGUCUGAAGUUGAAAACUACAUGACGUCAGUUGAGCGAGUUAUGACCUACACCCAACUCGAUCAGGAGCCUGGAUACGAAGAAGAACGAACACCGCCAAAAGACUGGCCUCGGAGAGGAAGUAUUGUGUUGAGAGAUGUAUCAUUGACGUACUAUCCGGGGGGACCUCAAGUGCUGAAGAACAUCAAUCUUAGCAUCAAAGGAGGAGCAAAGAUCGGAGUUGCCGGCCGUACGGGAGCUGGGAAGUCAUCUUUUGUAGCAGCUCUCAUGCGCAUGCCUGAUGCUGAUGGAGAGAUAGUCAUCGACGAUGUUCCAAUUAAAGAGAUAGGCCUCCAACAAGCUCGACGAGGUAUCUCAGUUCUUGGCCAAAGUCCUGUUCUUUUUAGCGGAUCUUUGAGGAAAAAUCUCGAUAUUUUAGACAAGUUUCGAGACGCUGAAUUAUGGCAGGCUUUAGAGGAUGUGCAACUGAAAGAUUUUGUCGGGAGGCUUGAGGCCAAGCUGGAUCACGAACUGCUGGAACAUGGUGCUAAUGUGAGUGUUGGAGAGCGGCAGUUAAUUUGCUUGGCUCGUGUGCUGCUACAGCGAAGUAAAAUCGUCGUCUUGGACGAGCCAACUGCGCAUGUUGACCCAGACACAGAGCAGACGAUUUGGAAUGUAGUGCGGGACAAACUGAAGGAGUCGACUGUCAUCACUAUAGCUCACCGUUUGAACACGAUAAAAGACUGCGAGAAGAUUUUGGUCUUGAAAGAUGGAAAAGUUAAAGGAUUUGACAAUUUUGACUCAAUAAUGAACAUUAAGUGAGAUGCGAUCUUAGGUUGAAAUACCUCGAAUGUCACGCAGGUCUGAUCCUGCAGAGCUCAAGAUAUUAUACAGUUUAUAAUCUUUUCUAGAGCUGGCAUUUGAUGUUAUUGUUCGGUUUUGGCUCCUUUAUACUUCUAUGCAUCUUUAAAAUCUCUCUCGCUGUCAUGUUUCGCGGUGUCACGCAACGUCCAAUUUUCCCUGGUUCUGUUUAGUAUUAGAUCACAGACGAAGUCAUAAUGUGGUAAGAACAGCAAAACGGCACACUAGGCGCAGGCGAGUGUGUCACUGAUGUUCCAACUGCUUUAUGACGUCCUCUGUGAUAUAUUAAUGAACAGACCCACCGUAGCAUAGAUUACAUUUGUUUUAUGUAAUAAACAAAGCAAAUUUUUUUUCAUGUGGACGUCACUUAUCCGUCUGUUCCCCAACUGAUCAUAAGUAAAAGACCAAUGGAGAUGCCCUGGGAACGACUUACGAGCGCCACUUACCACCCAACGCAAUGCGCACAAGAAACAAGAUAACAGUUUAUUCAGAAAUAGGAAACUGUUCAGCAGCCUAGCUAUGUCCAGAUUUAGGGUCCGAUAUCAGAGAGUAACAAGUUGUCAUGUCAACAUUCACUUUGGGUAUAAAUUUAGAUCUCCUCGGAUGAGCAUGUCAGCAUUCACGUUAGGGAAAAAUUAAGAUCUUAUCGGACAAGUGGAAAGAAUGAGAGGAGAUGCAGGUCUACGUGAUAGCGGCACAGAUUUUUUAAAGUCCAUAUAAGAUAAAUAAUAACUCUAAUAUAUAGAUUUAGCCAAGCCUAAAAGCGGAGCUCUCGUCAAUUUAUUUUCCAGCCCUUCAUUAUUCUGAGUAAAAACUGUAAUAAAACUCCUUAGCACU